Messenger RNA from Entrophospora candida, 1500 nucleotides. The record is from the annotation of a GenBank genome assembly. Lineage: Eukaryota; Fungi; Glomeromycota; Glomeromycetes; Entrophosporales; Entrophosporaceae.
AUGAUUUUCCAACAUCAAAAAGUCACUGGUCGUGCCUUUAUUACAUUGACUGAAAGCAAGCUGGAAAAUUGGGGAAUUCAAAGCGGAUCGGCCUUGGCAAUUGUAGAUUUCGCAAAGGAACUCAAAGAUGAGCCUCUUAGAAAGCGGAGAAAGAUUUGGUGUGAAAUUGAUUGUGCUGAAGACACGCAAAUUCGUUUGACAUACUCUUUUCCAGUAUAUUGGACAUUAUGGGUUCCUACGUCUGUACAAACCCACCCAUUCAUAUGGACCCCUGCAGCCGAUGUUUGGAAAGAGGGCCUUGCACGCCUACUAAGACCCAUUGCAAUUUAUAUUGUAUGUGCAAAUUUUAUUUCAGAAGACCAUGAUGAAAUCAUUGAUGCGUACAAGAAUCAGUUGCGUUCGAUAAGCUCAUGUGAGACAAGGCUCAAAAAAGCAAGGUCAAAAGCUGAGAAUGUAGAGCGUUCAUUUCAACGUGAAGAAGUUACCUCAUUUUUUGAAAGGUUGGAUACACAUGCAAGGAUGAACGUGACAAAAAUUCUCGUGGAUUCAACAAAAAAUCUUGUGAAUGUGAAAGAAGACCUCUACAAAUCAAAACUGAAUAUACAAGCGUAUAACCAGAUGAUUUCUCAGAAAACCGAUGAAGAUGGGUUCAAGUCACCACCUUCUAACCCUCGAAAUGAUGAAUAUGAGUUCAAGACACCACCUCCUAAACCUCGAGAUGAUGAUAAAUAUUCACUUUCUUUUACUCCAAACAAGCGAAAGACGAAUGAUAAAAAGGUCGUUCAGUAUCUUAGUGCAAUGAAGCAAUCGUUAAAAUAUAACCAAGUUAUGGUUCAAAAACCAUCUGUGUGGACGGAAUCAUUAAAUAUUUAUAUGGAUAAUGUUUUGAAAAACUCUGGAGAUAAUUUCAAGUCUAAAAAAUUGAAGCUUAACCUUGUUCCUGAUUUUAGUUAUAAUAUGGUCGAUAUAUUUCCGAACUUGUCAAGGAAAAUCGGAGAACGAAAGUAUAUUAUUCAAAACAUUUCUUCUUUAUUCAAAUUUUACAAAGUCACGUUUGGAAACAUUUAUUUUGACUGGAUCGAAUCACACUCGCUGGCGUCAAAAUUAACAAAGUCGCCUACAAACUCUGGUAUUGUUAAGGUCGAUGUAAGGGGUGUCAGGUUAUUCGAUAAUAAGGAAAUUUUCCAUGUAGAAGUAUCAGACACGCCAUCACCACCAUCGGAUGAUAAUGCUGUUAACGAUACAAAAAAAUCUCUGCAUACUGAUAUUUUAAACCUAAUUGCGAUCCUGCUUGAUCACCUCCGAGUUCCAGUAGAAAAUGCAACUGAAAUUAAAGUUUUUAGUUUACAAGUGAUCGAAUAUCGUAUGACACUAUACUCGCUCAACAUGUUAAAUGAUGGCACUUUUCUGACGCCUGAACUAUAUUCUACAUUGUUACCAUUUUCACUUGAUGCCAUAUCGAAGUACAAGGGAAUUCUUUAUCUGAUGGCAAUUUUUCAU